Messenger RNA from Oryzias latipes (Japanese medaka), 3011 nucleotides. It is a transcript of the gene mmp2, whose product is annotated as matrix metallopeptidase 2. Gene Ontology annotation, molecular function: metalloendopeptidase activity; zinc ion binding. Gene Ontology annotation, biological process: extracellular matrix organization; tissue remodeling; proteolysis. The record is from RefSeq and is marked provisional. Gene Ontology annotation, cellular component: extracellular matrix. NCBI's taxonomy places the organism in Eukaryota, Metazoa, Chordata, Actinopteri, Beloniformes, Adrianichthyidae.
CUGCAGAGGAGCAGAGGCGAGCUGACUGACUGAGGGAACUACUGCAACUCAGGCGGCAGCUUUCAGUACAAGCUGAGCUAAGCGUUAAACCGAGUAAAAAUGACAACCCCGAUAGUUAAAAGUUGUCGUGGAAUAGUUUUAAAAGUAUUUGUGCUUCUUUUCAUCGUCUUUCAGCUCUCAAAUGCGCGUCCUUCUCCAAUAAUAAGAUUUCCCGGUGACGACACCCCCAAAACAGACAAAGAAGUUGCUCUGGACUAUCUGAAUAAGUUCUAUGGAUGUCCACAAGACAGCUGCAACCUCAUGGUGCUCAAAGACACCCUGAAGACAAUGCAGAAGUUCUUCACUCUGCCUGAAACUGGAGAGAUAGAUGCUCAAACUGUGGCAAUCAUGAAAAAGCCCCGCUGUGGAGUUCCAGAUGUUGCAAAUUACAACUUCUUCCACAAUAAACCCAAAUGGCAGAAGAAGGACAUCACCUACAGAAUCCUGGGAUACAGUCCUGACCUGGAUGAAGAAGUCAUAAAUGACGCUUUCUACAGAGCCUUUAAAGUGUGGAGCGACGUCACGCCACUCUCUUUCACCCGCAUCAUGGACGGAGAAGCAGACAUCAUGAUCAAUUUUGGUCGCAAUGAGCAUGGAGACGGUUACCCUUUUGAUGGAAAGGAUGGCCUGUUGGCUCAUGCCUUUGCCCCAGGGGGAGGAAUCGGGGGUGACUCCCACUUUGAUGAUGAUGAGCAGUGGACUCUGGGAGAGGGCCAAGUGGUCAAGGCCAAGUUUGGAAACGCUGAUGGGGAGUUCUGUAAAUUCCCCUUCCUCUUCAUGGGAACCGAGUACAAAAGCUGCACGGCUCAGGGCCGCGACGACGGCUUUUUGUGGUGCUCCACUACCUACAACUUUGAUGAAGAUGGAAAAUACGGCUUCUGUCCCCAUGAGUUGUUGUUCACCCUGGGAGGGAAUGGAGAUGGGGCUCCGUGUAAAUUCCCCUUCACCUUUCAGGGGAAACAGUAUGACAGCUGCACCACUGAGGGCAGAGAUGAUGGUUACCGCUGGUGCGCCACAACUGAGGACUACGACCGGGACACAUCCUAUGGCUUCUGCCCUGAAACUGCAAUGUCAACAGUGGGAGGAAAUGGGGAGGGAUCCCCCUGUGUCUUUCCGUUCACCUUUCUGGGAGACACUUAUGAGUCCUGCACUACCUCUGGGCGCAGCGAUGGCAAGAUGUGGUGUGCCACCACCAAAAGCUAUGAUGAUGACAGGAAGUGGGGUUUCUGUCCUGACCAAGGUUACAGUUUGUUCCUGGUGGCAGCUCAUGAAUUUGGUCAUGCCCUUGGUUUGGAGCACUCUCAGGACCCUGGUGCAUUGAUGGCUCCAGUUUACACUUUUACCAAAGACUUCAGACUUCCUCAGGAUGAUAUUCAAGGCAUUCAAGAACUUUAUGGUGUGCCAACAGACAAGCCUUUGCCCCCAACCCAAGGUCCUGUCACUCCAAUGGACAUCUGUAAAGAGUCAAUUGUCUUUGAUGCUGUUGCACAAAUCAGAGGAGAGACCUUUUUCUUCAAAGACAGGUUCCUGUUCAGGUCAGUCAAUUUCCGAAGCAAACCCAAAGGCCCUUUGCUAGUGGCCACCUACUGGCCAGAUCUGCCUGCCAAGAUAGAUGCUGCCUAUGAAAACCCAGCGGAGGAAAAAACUGUCUUUUUCGCAGGAAAUCAGUUUUGGGUUUACAGAGCUGAUGAGCUGCAGAGUGGCUAUCCUAGAAGACUCUCCAACCUUGACCUCCCCGAUGACGUGCAGCGAAUUGACGCUGCUUUUAACUUCCGAAGGAACAGGAAGACUUACCUAUUUUCUGGAGACAAAUUCUGGAGAUAUGAUGAAGAUAGAAAGACCAUGGACCCUGGCUUUCCCAAACUUAUUGCUGAUUCCUGGAAUGGCAUCCCAGAUGACCUUGACUCUGCCUUCAGUCUUAAUGGCAUUGAUUACAGCUAUUUCUUCAAAGGAAACCACUAUUUCAAACUGGAAGACAACACCCUAAAGAUUGUCAAGCUGGGUGAAAUAAAGACAGACUGGCUUGGAUGUUAAGUAUUAACAUGAAGUCCUCACUGUUGCAUCACGCACGAGUUGAGGUUGGCACAGUGCACACUUUUCUAAGCAAGCUUCUCUGGGACACAUGUUCCUCUGCUCUGUAUAACCAAUAUUUUCAACAAAUGGCAACUCAAGACUAUAUUCAUUAGCUUAACAUAUGCAACAGGAUAUUUGUCGUGUUUCUUUUGGGUUUUUUUACGCUUAUGUUUUACAUUGAUGUCGAUUUUUGAAUAUGUUCUCCCCCUUUUUUCAUUAUUUUCUGUAAAUACUUGUUAGAAAGUCAGACAUCAGGCAUGUCCACACUGCAUUAACCACAGCACUGUAAUGUGGUGCAGGGUUUUGCCCAUUCAUGCUCAUAUCUUACCUAAUGAAUAUGAAGACUUUACGUUCUCUAAAGAUUUUUAAAAUUUCUUUUUUAAUGUUUUUAUGUAUGUCUUUUUUAUUUCCUUUUCUCAUUGUUGAGCAAACAUUUACAAUAAUGAAUUUGCACAAUGUGACCGAAAGUGGUGCUUUUAGAGAAUGCUUUAUGCAUGUAGUCCUACAUAUAGAUAUUGUGUUUUAGAUUUUGUGUAACUGUGUCUGACAGGACUAUGUGCUACCGAAAGGGAUUUCAGAAAGUUGCAAUCACAGGCACACAUUAUUCUACGUUUGGUUGGCACUUUGCAUUGAAGUCCACAAGAAAAUUGCACAAUGGAAAGUUCAUUUACUGCCAUGGCAUCUCCAUGAUGUAUUAACUAAUGGUACAGUUUAAUGGCACAGGUUGCCUCAAAAAGACUCUAAAGGUUUAGUACAUUAUGGAUUUAUGACGAAAAUACUGGGGUAAAGUUGUUUACUUAAUGUUUUCUAUGUUUUCUUUCUUGGAAUAUACUCAUGUUUUUUGUUGUUUUAUCUCUUGUGCACUUUGUUACUGUAAUCAAUAAAGAUAAUCAAUAUAA